AUGCUAACAUUCAACCGCUUCCUUAGCCGACCGUAUCCCAAUACUCGGGACGGUCCGACAAUAGUCUUCUUCCAGCAGCAGUUCCUGGCUGAGAGUGGUGGCUCGCGAAGAAGAUCCGAUAUCAUGUCAGCCGAGUCCAUAGCCUCCACACCUGGCUUGGAGGAGAUCGAUGCGCCCUUCCCUGCGGAUGACUAUGCCGACAACGAUGGCUUCUACUCUCCCCCCGCUUCCCCCGGCAGAUUGUCGCGCAACGGCUCUUUCUCCAACAGCAGCUCAUACCAGGAAGACUGGGAAACAUUCCCACCGUUGGACAAGCUUACGAUCUUCGACCUCCUCGAUAACUUCCAGCUCUCCCAGCGUCUGGAGAAGUGGCAGCAAACUAUCGCCAUGCAGAAGGAUAAGGUGCGCAAGCAGCGGGAGAAGUUGAAGUCCUCAUCUUUGAACGCGAAAGAACGCGUGGUGGACGAGUGGAAGCGCCGGGCCCCGACUGCCGAUGAGAAGCUGGAGAAGUAUCGCCAACGGAUGAACCAAGGCGUGGAACGUUUGGGCAAGCAAUGGAAUAAGACAGCGACUGUCACUCUCCGAGAGAAGAUGUCCUUCAUCGCCGGUGUGUUGAACAUCUUCAUCAGCGGUUACUUGGUCGGUGCUUGUCCGGAGAACUUCCACAUCUGGUUCAGUGUCCAACUGGCCUAUUUCAUGCCUAUCCGCUACUUCACCUACCAUGCUAAGGGUUAUCACUAUUUCCUGGCCGACCUCUGCUACUUUGUCAACUUGCUUUGCAUGUUGACUAUAUGGGUAUUCCCGAACUCGAAACGGCUCUUCAUCAGCACCUUCUGCCUGACGUUUGGAAACAACGCAGCCGCCAUUGCCAUGUGGCGGAACUCGAUGGUUUUCCACAGCAUGGACAAAGUUGUCAGCCUUUUCAUCCAUAUCAUGCCUCCGGUUGCAUUGCAUUGUAUCGUGCACCUGACGCCGGUUGAGCAGCUCAAAGAACGAUUCCCUGCAGUGUACAGCAUCAAAUUCAGUCAACCUUCAGACCCCGAGCACUAUGGCCUCGGUGCAAUGAUCCUUUGGUCCACAGCCCCAUACCUAGUGUGGCAGCUCCUUUACCACUUCCUGAUCACCGUGCGCCGCCGUGAACAGAUCGCCGCUGGCCGGCCCACCAGCUUUACAUGGCUGCGCAAGUCUUAUUCCAAGGCCUGGAUUGGGCGCUUCGUACUCAGCCUCCCAGAGUCCUUGCAAGAACCGUGUUUCAUGUGCAUUCAAUAUGGAUUCGCUCUGUCCACCAUGAUUCCCUGUCCGAUUUGGUUCUGGUCCAAAUGGGGCAGCGGAAUCUUUUUGUCCGCCUUGUUUGUUUGGAGCAUUCACAACGGAGCCACUUAUUACAUCGAUGUCUUCGGUAAGCGCUUCCAGAAAGAGCUGGAGCAACUCAAGGCGGACGUUGCGCGUUGGCAGCAAUCCCCAGAAGGGACAACUAGUCCGAUUCUUGUUGCUGAGCCGAGCCCGCUCAGCGAAGCAAUCAAUGCCGCGAGCGGGGAGAAGCGUACCAGCGUUGAUCGGAUUCCCCUACUGGAUACUGCUGAUGCCACCUCCACUGCCGUCUCGGAGACUGGGGCGGAUAAGAACUCCGCUCUCCGAGAGCGCACUUGA
Messenger RNA from Penicillium olsonii, 1650 nucleotides. The record is from the annotation of a GenBank genome assembly. NCBI's taxonomy places the organism in Eukaryota, Fungi, Ascomycota, Eurotiomycetes, Eurotiales, Aspergillaceae.